AUGGCAGUGCCCGGCGAGGUCGCCCGAAUCAAUGACAAACCCGGCCAAGGUGGGGCGAGUCCAACGCCCACCGCGGGCCCGGACUGCCGGGGUGGCGCUGGCCCCUCAUCGCUGCGGGACUCCAACUGCCGAGGCUGCUGGGGAGACCUGGUGCUGCAACCGCUCCGGCGCUCCCGGAAACUUUCCUCGGCGCUGUGCGCGGGCUCCCUGUCCUUUCUGCUGGCGCUGCUGGUCAGGCUGGUCCGCGGAGAGAUCGGCUGCGACCUGGAACAGAGUAAGGAGGCGGCGGCGGAGGAGGAGGAGGAAGCGCCCCCGGGAGCAGAAGGGGGCGUCUUCCCCGGGCCUCGGGGAGGUGCUCCCGGGGGCGGCGCGCCGCUCAGCCCCUGGCUGCAGCCCACGGCGCUGCUCUUCAGUCUCCUGUGUGCCUUCUUCUGGAUGGGCUUGUACCUCCUGCGUGCAGGGGUGAGCCUGCCUCUGGCCGUCGCGCUGCUGGCCGCCUGCUGCGGCGGGGAAGCGCUAGUCCAGAUAGGGCUGGGCGUCGGGGAAGAUCACUUACUCUCUCUCCCGGCCGCAGGGGUGGUGCUCAGCUGCUUGGCCGCCGCGACAUGGCUGGUGCUGAGGCUGAGGCUGGGCGUCCUCAUGAUCGCCUUGACUAGCUCGGUCAGGACCGUGUCCCUCAUUUCCUUAGAGAGAUUCAACAUUGCCUGGAGACCUUACCUGGCGUACUUGGCCGGCGUGCUGGGGAUUCUCCUGGCCAGGUACGUGGAGCAAAUCUUGCCGCAGUCCGCGGAGGCGGCCACGAGGGAGCAUUUUGGGUCCCAGCUAACUGCUGGGACCAGGGAAGAUAUCCCGGUGUUAAAAAGGAGGAGGCGGUCCAGCUCCGUGGUGUCCGCCGAGAUGUCGGGCUGCAGCAGCAAGUCCCAUCGGAGGACCUCCCUGCCUUGCAUACCGAGGGAACAGCUCAUGGGGCAUUCAGAAUGGGACCACAAACGAGGUCCAAGAGGAUCACAAUCUUCAGGAACCAGUAUCACCGUGGAUAUUGCCGUGAUGGGCGAGGCCCAUGGCCUCAUCACCGACCUCCUGGCAGACCCUUCUCUGCCCCCUAACGUGUGCACAUCCUUGCGGGCAGUGAGCAACCUGCUCGGUACCCAGCUCACCUUCCAUGCCAUUCACAAGCCCAGAGUGAAUCCUGUCGUUUCCUUCAGUGAAAACUAUACCUGUUCUGAUUCUGAAGAAGGCUCUGAAAAAGACAAGUUGGCUAUUCCCAAGCGCCUGAGAAGGAGUUUGCCCCCUGGUUUGUUGAGACGAGUUUCGUCGACUUGGACAACCACCACCUCAGCCACAGGUCUACCCACUUUGGAGCCUGCCCCAGUACGGAGGGAUCGUAGCGCCAGCAUCAAACUACAUGAAGCACCUUCACCCAGCGCUGUUAGUUCUGAUUCGUGGAAUAACCCAGUGAUGGUGGCCCUCACCAAAAGCAGAUCCUUCACUUCAUCCUGUCCCAUUUCCGCAGCUAACUAUGUAAAGGCUAAAAAACCAAAUCGUCCAGGUACCCUCACUAAAAUUUCACCUCUUUCAUCACCCUGUUCCUCACCUCUCCAAGGAACUCCAGCCAGCAGUCCGGUCAGCAAAACUUCUACAGUUCAGUUUCCAGAAUCUGCCAACACGACUGCCAGACAAGGCCUAGGUUCUCACAGGGCCUUAACUUACACUCAGAGUGCCCCUGACCUGUCUCCUCAGAUACUGACUCCACCUGUUAUAUGUAGCAGCUGCGGCAGGCCAUACGCCCAAGGCACCCCUUCUGACGGCCCCCUGGAGAGAGGAGGCACAGCCCCCGGCACGCCAAGCAGAACGGAUGACACUGCUCAAGUUACCUCUGAUUACGAAACCAAUAACAACAGCGAUAGCAGUGAUAUUGUACAGAACGAAGACGAGAGCGAGUGCCCCCGGGGCCCACAGAGGAAAGCAUCCGCUUGUGGCACCUACGCACCCGAGACCAUGAUAUUUUUGGACAAACCAAUUCUAGCUCCUGAACCUCUUGUCAUGGAUAACUUGGAUUCAAUUAUGGAACAGCUAAAUACUUGGAAUUUUCCAAUUUUUGAUUUGGUGGAAAAAAUAGGAAGGAAGUGUGGCCGUAUUCUUAGUCAAGUAUCGUACAGACUUUUUGAAGACAUGGGCCUCUUUGAAGCUUUCAAAAUUCCAGUUAGGGAAUUUAUGAACUACUUUCAUGCUUUGGAGAGUGGAUACAGGGAAAUUCCUUAUCAUAACAGAAUCCAUGCCACUGACGUCUUACAUGCUGUUUGGUUUCUUACUACACAACCUAUUCCAGGCCUCUCAACUGUGAUUAAUGAUCACGGAUCAGCAAGUGAUUCAGAUUCUGACAGUGGAUUUACACAUGGACAUAUGGGAUACGUAUUCUCAAAAAUGUAUAAUGUGCCAGAUGAUAAAUACGGUUGUCUGUCUGGAAAUAUCCCUGCCUUAGAGUUGAUGGCGCUGUAUGUGGCUGCAGCCAUGCACGACUAUGAUCACCCAGGAAGGACUAAUGCGUUCCUGGUUGCAACUAGUGCCCCUCAGGCGGUGCUCUAUAAUGAUCGUUCAGUUUUGGAGAAUCAUCACGCAGCUGCUGCAUGGAAUCUUUUUAUGUCCCGACCAGAGUAUAACUUCUUGGUUAACCUUGACCACGUGGAAUUUAAGCAUUUCCGUUUUCUCGUCAUUGAAGCAAUUUUGGCCACUGACUUGAAGAAACACUUUGACUUCAUAGCCAAAUUUAAUGCCAAGGUGAAUGAUGAUGUUGGAAUAGAUUGGACCAAUGAAAAUGAUCGUCUACUAGUUUGUCAAAUGUGUAUAAAGUUGGCUGAUAUCAAUGGGCCAGCUAAAUGUAAAGAGCUCCAUCUUCAGUGGACAGAGGGUAUUGUCAAUGAAUUUUAUGAACAGGGUGAUGAAGAGGCCAGCCUUGGGUUACCCAUAAGCCCCUUCAUGGACCGUUCUGCUCCUCAGCUGGCCAACCUGCAGGAAUCCUUUAUCUCUCAUAUUGUGGGGCCUCUGUGCAACUCCUAUGACUCAGCAGGACUGAUGCCAGGGAAAUGGGUGGAAGACAGUAAUGAGUCAGGAGAUACUGAUGACCCAGAAGAAGAGGAGGAGGAAGAAGCAGCACCAAAUGAAGAGGAAACCUGUGAAAAUAAUGAAUCUCCAAGAAAGAAAACUUUCAAAAGGAGGAAGAUCUACUGUCAAAUAACCCAGCACCUCCUGCAGAACCACAAGAUGUGGAAGAAAGUCAUGGAAGAGGAACAGCGGUUGGCGGGAAUCGAAAAUCAGUCCCUGGACCAGUCUCCCCAGCAGCAUUCCUCAGAGCAGAUCCAGGCCAUCAGGGAAGAAGAAGAAGAAAAAGGGAAGCCCAGAGGAGAGGAGAUCAUAACCCCAAAGCCAAACCAGUGACAAUGGAUAGAAUGAGCUCUGUCUCCAAACCGAGUGACUUGUCACAGACUCUCUUCAAGCCAGCACAACACUUAGACACAACACUGUAGAAA
Pteronotus mesoamericanus is the source of this 3527-nucleotide messenger RNA. It is a transcript of the gene PDE3A, whose product is annotated as phosphodiesterase 3A. Gene Ontology annotation, cellular component: cytosol. Gene Ontology annotation, molecular function: calmodulin-activated 3',5'-cyclic-GMP phosphodiesterase activity. The coding region runs from base 1 to 3435 and encodes 1144 amino acids. NCBI's taxonomy places the organism in Eukaryota, Metazoa, Chordata, Mammalia, Chiroptera, Mormoopidae. The transcript is spliced from 16 exons. Gene Ontology annotation, biological process: positive regulation of oocyte development; oocyte maturation. The record is from RefSeq and is a predicted model, not a curated record.